GAGUUGACGCGGGAAAAUCGUGUUGUAAUCCGUUUCACUUCACUAAGCUCUUACCAUCAAAGAAAUCCCUAAACCUUGAAGUUACCAGGUUCCGCUAAAAUAACUGCUAAACAUAUAAACGUUAACAAAUGUUUUACUACCCAAAUGUCCUCCACCGCCAUACAGGAUGUUUUUCCACAAUUUGGUUAGCAGCCACCAGAGGUAUCAGGGUCACUCGCAGAGAGCUUCUCAAAGUCAAUGUCAAGCGAACAUGUAUGGACAUUUUGGACUAUGUGACAGCUCAGGUUCCUCCACCCCAACCCAACCUGCCGAGGCCUCGGUUCUCUCUCUACCUGUCGUCCCAGCUGCAGUAUGGCGUGGUCGUGGUCUACCACAGACAAUGUGCCUUCCUUCUCGAGGAGGUUCAACAGACCAUUGACCGCCUGCUGCGCUCUAAAAGAUGCAUAUGUAUUGACAUUGCUGAGUCUGACAGGCUGGCCUUGGAUAUGCCUGACAGCCUGUACAGGAUGGAGGAGGCUGAGGGAGCUCAGGACCCCUUCUUCGGUCUCAUGGACUCACACCAACUGCCCAGCCCCUACAAAAUACACCAGCCAACGUUGGUGAAUGAAGAGGCAGGUUCACAGCACUCCCUGGUGCCCAGUCCCCACACCUCACUCGACAAAGACGGUUUCAGGUCACCUCCAGCUGCCAUCACGCUGACAGAGAAGUCGCAGUUGCUCAUCACCCCUGCUGAGUAUUUCGAGGGAGAUGACCUUCCUGAAGCCACGGCCAGAGAGAUUGACUUGUUGAUGGAUCAACCUGAUCAGUUUCGUGGAGAAGUGGCUGAGGCCGAGCAGAGGAGCCGGGGACUUGAAGGAGCCAUGACCUCUAUUGAUCAGUUGAAGGUGACGGAGCUGGGAGCAGAGCGAGACAGUGUGAUGCUACCAGGUGAAGAGUCGGGUCAGUCUGUGGGGGUUCCUCUGGCAGCUGUUCCCCUGGAGAUGACCCCGCCGCAGGUUACCAUGCCAACCUCACCUUCUGGUGCAUCUGGGAAAGAGGGAGACAGAGCAACAGAAAGUCCCAAUGAAGAGGUGGUCGUUCCUCCACUCAGGAAGCCUGGUGGAGGUCGCAGGCGUCAGCUGGUCUUUGCAGACCCUCAGGUCCAGAUAUCAGACAGAGCAAUGCAGGAACAGAUCAGAAACCCGCUGGCCGAGACACAGGACCUGUCCGCGGUGUUGCUGGAUGUGCCCUCCUUGACUAAGCGUGCCACACCUGCUCAGCUCUUCAGCGCCCCCUGUGGAUCCCUCCAUACUGACCUCCAAUUGCUAUGGAAACACUGUGCCUCCCUCACUGUCCUGCCUGGACACUGCGAAAAACAGAGGGGGGAGGUGGAAGACCAGGAGGAGGCAAGAGAGGAGUCAGAGCAGGACAGAGAAAUACUGAGGACAGAGAGAAAGAGGACGCACUCAGGCAUGAGGGAGAUAUCCAGUGAGUCAGGACUGCCCCCCUUAGAGGGCUCAUCUGCAUUAGAUGUGAUCCUGGACAUGUCCAAAGAGGACAAAUCUGUAAGCGAUGUGAUCACUCCUGUCAGCAGAUGGUCUCCGCAGGAGGAGGCCCAGCCACCGAUGGAGCGUAUAGUGGAGGAGAACAUCGAGAUGCCCGAGGCUCAGACGGACGCAGAGAGCAGUGACAUGCUGAGCUGGAUCUCCUCCAAACUGCAGAGGUCUGGAGAAGUCACCUUUGACUCUCUGGUACCCCCAGAGGCCGACCGCACCACUGCAGCUCACACACUCUACAAAGUGCUGGAGCUGCUGUCUGCUGGCCAGGUGACGGUCCAACAGACUGAACCGUACAGUGACAUCACCAUCAGCCCUGCAGCACUGCCUGAUCACUGACUCACACUACAGUCCUGGACAAGUAAUUCAUGAUACCUGUUUUAAUUUGAUCCUGUGUAACACAUGAAACACAUCAAAUCUCGCACUCAUGAUAUCUUACAUUGUUAAAAAAAAAAAAAAAAAUGUUUUAUAUAAUUGUUAAAUGA
This is a messenger RNA of Micropterus dolomieu (smallmouth bass), 2020 nucleotides long. RefSeq names its product REC8 meiotic recombination protein b (gene rec8b). The transcript has 18 exons. Gene Ontology annotation, biological process: replication-born double-strand break repair via sister chromatid exchange; synaptonemal complex assembly; mitotic sister chromatid cohesion. The record is from RefSeq and is a predicted model, not a curated record. Gene Ontology annotation, cellular component: synaptonemal complex; cohesin complex. Gene Ontology annotation, molecular function: protein binding; chromatin binding. Lineage: Eukaryota; Metazoa; Chordata; Actinopteri; Centrarchiformes; Centrarchidae. The coding region runs from base 129 to 1874 and encodes 581 amino acids.